AUGACGAACAAAGAACUCGACCCUUACACCGCAAAGGCUCAGAACGAUAACCUCACUCCUCAGGAGAAGAUUGAGGGUCUUCACACCAUCGUGAAUGCCGUCAAGACAGGAAUGCUUACUAGUCGCAAUGCGACAGGAGCUCUCCACUCCAGGGCAAUGGCACCUGUUGGUCCAUACAGCCCUACGCAGGCGACACUGGUGUUCAUUGCUAAUUGCGCUACUGCUAAAUUCGACGAACUCGAGAAUGAUUCUCACGUCAAUGUCUCGUUUUACGACGAAUCAUCGACGAGUUGGGCAUCAUAUUGUGGAAUAGCCAAAAUCAGCCAGGACAGAGAGAAAAUUGCAAAGCAUUGGCACGCCGCAUUGGCAGCCUGGUUUGGGGAUCUUGGUGAUGGCGUUCACAAGGGCGACCAACAUGAUCCGCGAGUUGCGGUCAUUGAAGUCGUUCCGGAGGAGAUCAGAUACUGGCUCUCUACGCAGGGAAGCGUGGGACGCGCCGUGAAUGUCGCAUACAGUGCGAUCUCGGGCAAAACUGCGGCACCGGGGGAGCUGAGGACGAUCACAAAGGAUGAGAUUCAAUUGCUCCAGGGCCUCCAAACCAAGUAA
This is a messenger RNA of Fibroporia radiculosa, 606 nucleotides long. RefSeq lists its product as uncharacterized. The record is from RefSeq and is a predicted model, not a curated record. NCBI's taxonomy places the organism in Eukaryota, Fungi, Basidiomycota, Agaricomycetes, Polyporales, Fibroporiaceae. The transcript is spliced from 4 exons. The coding region runs from base 1 to 606 and encodes 201 amino acids.